Penicillium longicatenatum is the source of this 657-nucleotide messenger RNA. Its product is annotated as DJ-1/PfpI family protein. The transcript is spliced from 2 exons. Bases 1 to 657 code for a protein of 218 amino acids. The record is from RefSeq and is a predicted model, not a curated record. Lineage: Eukaryota; Fungi; Ascomycota; Eurotiomycetes; Eurotiales; Aspergillaceae.
AUGACAGAUCAAUCAACCCCGCCUCUCCGUAUCGGCGUGGCUUUAUAUCCAGGAUUCCAGGCUCUGGAUGUAUUCGGCCCAUUGGACUGCCUAAACACCCUCUCGAAAUCAGAGAAUUUUACACUCGCUCUGAUUUCGUCAACUCUGGAGCCAGUCUCGACAUUUUUACCCGAAUUCCCUAAUUCAAUCGGCCAAAGCGUUGUGCCAACGCAUACCUAUGCGGCUGCACCGGAACUCGACGUCCUGCUCGUUCCCGGUGGGAUCGGUGCACGUGAGCUUAGCCCGUUGGUACAGGAAGUUGUCACGUUCAUUCGGGACGUCUAUCCGUCCCUCCAGUACUUGAUUACUGUCUGUACUGGAUCUGGACUUGCAGCGCGCGCUGGGGUUUUGGAUGGAAAGCGCGCGACGACGAAUAAGCGGGCAUGGGCUGAAACUACGGCUAUGGGUGAUUUGGUUACUUGGAAGCCGCAUGCGAGAUGGGUGAAUGAUGGAAAUAUCUGGACUUCUUCGGGUGUCAGUGCUGGGAUUGAUGUUACGCUUGCUUGGAUUGAGGCGGUUUUUGGCCCGGAGACGGCGAAGGAUAUUGCGGAUAGAAUAGAGUAUUCACGGUGGGAGGAUCCUGAUCUGGAUCCUUUUGCGGCACUCUACGGCCUGUGA